Messenger RNA from Anthonomus grandis grandis, 932 nucleotides. RefSeq lists its product as uncharacterized. The coding region runs from base 250 to 768 and encodes 172 amino acids. The transcript has 3 exons. Lineage: Eukaryota; Metazoa; Arthropoda; Insecta; Coleoptera; Curculionidae. The record is from RefSeq and is a predicted model, not a curated record.
AAUCUGGUCUGGUAAUAGAGUCUUAAGUUUACAUAAGACCUUCGUACCAAAACACUGUAAAAGGAAAGUAGUGUCAUAAUGACUUAAGUCAAUUUAAGUCCUUUAUAUCAAAACGUUAUUUUUAAAUUUAAAAUUGCAUUGCUGACUUAAGACUUUCGUAUCAAUUUAUCAUUAUUAUGUAUGUGGAAUUUACACGUGGUUAGAAGUUUAUGUGUAGUCGUUGUUUGUUUAUCGUAAAAAAUCGUUAACAUGAGUGCAAGAAGUAAACUUAUUUUGCAAUUGGCAAGAAAAUGUGAAGAAGCAGUUAUUUCACACUCCCAUACACCGGAUAAUGAUCACGAAGAAAUGCCUAAUACUGAUCACCCAAGUUACAAAAUUUUAAUGCCUUCUCCAACUGUUAAUUCGGAUUUUUCAAAUAUUUUGGACUUUGAUGAUAAUUUUUUGGGUGAAAAUUAUAUACAGUUGGAUACAGCAAGUAAUAAAGUUAUCGGCGAUACAAUAAAUAAAAGUUUAGCUGUGUCGCUAAGAGAAGAUCAGAUCCUAGACAUAGGGUCUGUAACAUCAUCGCCAGCCCUUUCACUGACGGCAGAUUUGACAGCUAUCUUAAAUUCAGAUGACAGUUGUGCAGAUAAGGACUAUUUACCUGGACAAUCUGAAAGUGAAAGCAGUGACGACAAUAUUGAUUUAUUGCGCAUUCAGAGAAAAAUAAGUCGUUCAAAGGCUAAUAUUUCCUCUACUAAUAUUCAAUGUAGUAUGUUAAGUUUUUAGAUCGUUAUAUUUUUUAAAUUUUAGAAUCACAAGAAAAACUGAACAUAACUGAUCAAGCUGGAUCUAGUGCUUCCUCAACAAUAAUUGGAACAGAAAAGGCAAAAGUUCAUAUGGAUAAACCAUUAAAAAAGUGGUCCCGAGUUGUAAGAAAAGAGAGAACUGAA